Messenger RNA from Mastomys coucha (southern multimammate mouse), 2276 nucleotides. It is a transcript of the gene Eid2, whose product is annotated as EP300 interacting inhibitor of differentiation 2. The record is from RefSeq and is a predicted model, not a curated record. The transcript has a single exon. NCBI's taxonomy places the organism in Eukaryota, Metazoa, Chordata, Mammalia, Rodentia, Muridae. Gene Ontology annotation, biological process: negative regulation of DNA-templated transcription. Gene Ontology annotation, cellular component: nucleoplasm. Gene Ontology annotation, molecular function: transcription corepressor activity. Bases 128 to 835 code for a protein of 235 amino acids.
GGCGGGCACGCGACGCCUGCCCGUGCGCCUUGCGCUCGUGUACGCGCCCUCGCGUGCACGCCCCGCGCCUCACUGUCCCGUUAUUCCCGGGUCUCCGCGAGCAGCGGUGCUGACCUCGCGGUCCGAUAUGUCGCAGCGGCCCGCAGUCAGCAGCGGCCCGCGCACGGGCGCAGCGAGCGGCCACCGCGGGCACCGGCAGGCCGAGGUAGGCGGCGGGCGGCGUGCGCUCCAGGGUCCGGCGCGACCUGAGGAGCUCCGGGGACGCCCGAUGGCGGCGGCCCGGGAAGGCCCCGCAGCCCCGGCGGCGGCCGCCAGGGGAGGCCGGGUGGCUGCAGCUCGGGAAGGCAGGGCGGCGGAGGCCCGGGGAGGCCCCGCGGCGGCUGCUCGUGGCGGCGCGGCGGCUCGCGAAGGCCCGGUGGCGGCGGCGUCCAGGGAAGCCCGGAUGGCAGAGGUGGCCCGGCUGCUGGGCGAGCCGCUGGAGGAGGAGGCCCCGGAGGGCAGGCCCCGGUCCAGGGCGGGCGGCCUGGCGGCGAUGCCGUACAUGCGCUUCCGCCACCCCCUCAGCGUCUUGGGCAUUAAUUACCAGCAGUUCCUGCGCCACUACCUGGAGAACUACCCGAUCGCCCCCGGCCGGAUCCAGGAGCUGGAGGAGCGCCGGCGGCGCUUCGUGGAGGCCUGCAGAGCCAGGGAGGCAGCCUUCGACAUAGAGUACCUGCGCAACCCCCAGAGGGUGGAUUUUGACAUUUUAACGUUUACCAUAGCCCUGACUGCGUCCGAGGUGAUUAAUCCUCUAAUAGAAGAACUGGGUUGCGAUAAAUUCAUCCACAGAGAGUGAGGAGUCGAGGGGGUGGGCACGGCACCAAGACCUCUGAUCUGCAUCCAAGUGAAACCCCACCCUGCAACCUGGUUUUCAGAAGUCAAAAGGAUCUUGAGGAUGAGGCAGUGCUUCGUUGGAGGGAGAGAAAGAGGCAGAAAAUUGGGGGGGAGGAAAUGUCGAAAGCAUCGUGAGACUCCUCUAUCUUCUCUUGAGUUUAUGACUGGUUGAGAUUUCUUGUGUGAUGGAAAUGGCCAUCCUUGUGGCUUCGUUAAUAAGUAAAGGAUGGUUUUGUAAAACUGUAAAGACUUAAAAUUGCCAGUGGUAGGAGCCCCACGACGAAGAAAGAUGAGCGUGAAGAGUUAAAACUGGUUUUAGGAUGAAGUUUAUGUCAAGAACUUGACCUUGUCCGAACAGGCAAGGUCAGAGUCAACAAGGGUGUGUAAGACGGAUUUUGUGUUUCUGAGACAUUGUGAAUGGCAAACGACAUAAAUAUUGUAUAUAGUAUGUGAUAAAUCGUGUUUUCAAACAUACCAAUUUUCUGGGAUUUUAUUUUCCAUUUUUUAAAAGUUUUGAUUUUGUCUUGUAAUUCAUUUAUUCAUAAGCCCCAAGAAUAUGAAGGACUGAAAGUCUUCGCCCCUUCCUCCUUGUCCCAUACCUCUUGCAGCCUCUGAAGGCAGUCGCCAUCCUUAUUUCGUUUUUUGGGUUUUUUGUUUGUUUGUUUGUGUGUUUGUUUGAGACAGGGUUUCUCUGUUUAGCCCUGGCUGUCCUGGAACUCACUCUGUAGACCAGCUGGCCUGGAACUCAGAAAUCCGCCUGCCUCUGCCUCCCAAGUGCUGGGAAUAAAGGAGUGUGCCACCACUACCCGGCCUUAUUUCGUUUUUUAUACACAAUAUUUUAUUUCUUCACACAGUUGACAUAUCUUGGUUUGCAUAUUGUGAUUUAUUAUGAAAAUACCUUGAAGAACCUUCCCGACCAGUAUGUUUACUCCUUAGGGCUGUAUCCCUUUGCAUUCUGUGGUUAUGCCAUUAUGAACGAGGAAUGUACUGAUGGACGGUAAACUGUUUACCGUUGAUUUCUCCUGGCAGUAUGAUGUCUCCUCUGGUAGGUUGGCUCCUGUGCACGCCAACUGGCCUGUGUGCAGGAGCAUACUGCUCUAGUUCUGAACACAUUUUUCAUGCUACCAUUCCAAGGUGGAAUAAGUCUUAUACUUGAUGGUGUUAUAGGUAUAUAGGUAUAUGCCUACUACUUUUUUUUUUGUCUUUAAGUUUCCAUAAAAUUGAUGGUGCAUCUUACUAGCUUCUUAUGCUUUUUUGUUCUUGGUAAUAUCUGUAGCCUGAUUUCUAGAAGUGACAAUUCUGGGCCGAAGGCUUGCCUUUGUAACUUUAUAGAUGUGGCUAAUUGGCCUCUCAGUGCUCCCACCAGUGGUCAAUAAAUAGAUAUUUUCUGACUGCCUAGCCAA